AUGAACAGAUAUCCAGGUGAUUUUGGUAAGUUUGCCAGAUCUGUACAAAGACAAUUGGCUCGUGCACAACAAUCAGGUGGUAAAUAUCCUUCCGGACAGCCUCCUCGUGGUGCCUUUGGGGCUUUAGGUGGUUUAUUUUUGUUGAUUGGUGGUGGAUUUUUGGCUAACGAAGCUCUUUUCAACGUUGAUGGUGGUCACCGUGCCAUUGUUUAUUCACGUAUCAACGGUGUUCAACCGAGAAUUUACCCAGAAGGUACUCAUUUUAUCAUUCCAUGGGUUGAAAACCCGGUCGUCUACGAUGUGCGUGCCAAGCCAAGAAAUGUAUCGUCAUUGACCGGUACUAAGGAUUUACAGAUGGUUAACAUCACCUGUAGAGUGCUAUCCAGACCUAACGUAGAGAAUUUACCAAUGAUUUACCGUACUCUCGGUGUUGAUUACGAUGAAAGAGUGCUUCCCAGUAUCGUGAAUGAAGUUUUGAAGGCGGUGGUUGCCCAAUUUAAUGCUUCUCAAUUGAUUACCCAAAGAGAACGUGUCUCUAGAUUGAUUAGGGAAAACUUGGUGCGUCGUGCUAAGCAUUUCAAUAUCAUGUUGGAUGAUGUCUCCAUCACUUACAUGACUUUCUCUCCGGAAUUCACAAACUCUGUUGAAGCCAAACAAAUUGCUCAACAAGACGCUCAAAAGGCUGCUUUCGUCGUGGAUAAGGCCACUCAAGAAAAGCAAGGUAUGAUCGUUAAGGCACAAGGUGAGGCCAAAUCUGCUGAAUUGAUUGGUGAAGCCAUCAAGAAAAGUAAAGAUUACGUGGAAUUGAAGAGAUUAGAUACUGCUAGAGAAAUUGCUUCUAUCUUAUCCAGAUCUCCAAACAAGGUUAUUCUAGAUAAUGAAGCUCUUCUAUUGAAUACAGUGACCGAUUCUAGAUCAAAGAACUAG
Molecule: messenger RNA, 927 nt
Organism: Kluyveromyces lactis
Lineage: Eukaryota; Fungi; Ascomycota; Saccharomycetes; Saccharomycetales; Saccharomycetaceae
Gene: PHB2
Product: prohibitin subunit PHB2
Exons: 1
Coding region: 1-927 (308 amino acids)
Biological process (GO): mitochondrion organization
Cellular component (GO): mitochondrion; membrane
Source: RefSeq, a predicted model, not a curated record